UACGCGGACGCUGCGUUUGUGCACAGGGACAGGGACAGAGAGGCCGUAUUGAGGUACCUAGAGAGGCCGCGCUCUCCUGUGUACGUGGUAAAUCUUGACGGUUUAUCAACGUCAAGUGUACAGUGCGAACGCUACUGUAGACUCCAAGGCACGGCAGUUUGUGAUCAUAGGCAGCACAGAAAAUAGAUACUGUAUAACAGCGGCGAUCAGCUCAGUAAUAGGAGCGAUCAGCAUUGACUGCUGUCGCCGCUGCUGCAGCCUCACGUGAGCUAUGGCGCGUGGCGCUUUGAAAGGGCUCAAGCGAACGCGACCAUCAGCUGGAGAAAAAGUGGUUGUCAGGGGACAGCUAGCCCAGGGAGGUGCGGGUCGUUCACCGGGACAGACUGUUGGUUCCCAAGGAGGGGCCUCAAGCCCGAACGCAGGAGCUGAGUUGGAUACCGCGGAGUUGGUGAGCUGGCUCAACUGUGAAUGCUUCUUUUCCCUGGUGUUGGUGGGUCUACUGGCAGCAUUGCCGUUCAACCUUCACACUCAAGAGCUUAUGCAAACGCCGGAGACGUACGUGGCUCGAGCUUUGGAACUGUCAGAAGACGGAGCGUUCGACAAGGCUGCUUCGCUGUACGAGCGCGCUGUCAACAUCGAAGAAACGGCUGAGAGGCAUGUUUUGCUGGGCGAAGCACUGGUUCUAGCGGAGAGGAAAGGUGAAGCCCUUUGGCACUAUGGGCGGGCUGCAGACCUGUACGACGACAGGGAGUACAAGGUGUCGACUCUGGUGAGCCUAGGACAAGUGCAGACCGAGGAAGGCUUUUCCGAUGAUGCCGUGGAAACAUACUUGCAAGUCCUCUCGUUGCAACAAGGCGAGGACCCCGAUGAGGUGGCAGACGCACAUGUGGCAAGGAGCUUGCUUGACAAUCACAACCACUCGGAAGCUGUGGGGCACCUCGAGUUGGCCACCGCUUUGGUUCCGGACUUGACUCAAGCCCAGGAGUUGUUGGCCAACACCCUCCGAGAUAUGGGAUCCGUAGAAGAGGCAAUACGACGGUACAAGAGUAUCAUCGCCCAGCGAUCGACGGAUAUCGGGACGUUGGUGCAACUCGGCUAUGCGUACCACGAGCUGUGUGACUUCUCGCAAGCUCUAGCGAUCUACAAAAAGGCACGAUCGUCGCCCACAAAGGCAGCAGAAAUGGACUACCUCACCGCGGCGUUGCACAGCAAAUCAUUGCGACCCUCUCGGGCCCCCACGGCCUAUGUUGCCGAUCUGUUCGACCUGGAAGCCAGAAAGAACGGGUUCUUGGAGUCACAGGCAAAGAGGACCGCUCUUACAAGUGCGGAAGAUUCCGACUCUUCAGAGUCUCCAGGGCCUCUGGCGGAGGCAAGAAGAUCCACCGGCGAUCGUAGCAUGUUUUAUGACGUGCACGGGCUCAUAUUCGAUCGCGUGGCACCCAACAUGAGAUCGAUGAUUGAGGCCGCUCUCGGCUUGCCGACAGACGGAUUGGAUAGGAGGGGACUGCAGUGGUUGGACAUCCUUGACCUCGGGUGCGGGCGAGGCACGAUGGGGAGCCAAUUGAAACAACUCGCCAAUUUCAUCACAGGAGUCGACCUCUCCGAGAGAGCCAUCCAGCACGCGUUACGAGAAGGGUCAUACGACAGUAUCCAGCAUGGAGACGCCAUCGCUGUUGUGAACACGAUGCUGCCGAACAGUUUCGACCUCGUAGUGGCGGCCGACAUGGUGCCGUACUUCGGCGACCUAGGCGACUUGUUCCGGGCCAUCGCGGCUGUGACGAGGCCAGGCGGGCUGGUUGCGUUCAACGCGGACGCGUUAGACGCUAUUGACGAUGGGUCGGGCGGAGCAAAUGCCGGCGGGAAUGUGCGGGCGUUUGACUUGAAGUUCACGGGAAGGUGGAGUCAUCGUCGAAAGUAUGUUACUCAAAGUGUAGCUGCGGCCGGCUUGUCUGUAUUGGGGGUGCGGGUUGUUAAGGGACGAACGAGACUGGUCAGCACAGCGGCUGGAGAGAUCGUGCUGGAAGCAGCUCCACAGGAGCGACGAACAACGAUUUUUUUGUGUGGGAAAGGCACGAUGACGUAGCUCAGAUUAAUUAGACAGGAGGGGAAGGGGGUAGCCGUGUGUUUCAGUUGAGUCUUCGGGAUUUCAUCACUCCAUGGUGUUUCACCUCUCAAUGUUUCCGACUCAGGCUGGUUAUUCAUCUUGACCUCAGAUGGAAAGAUAUGGCGUGGAUAUUGGUUAUGCGUGCAUCAUGUACCACCUGGAAGAAAGGAUCGAGUACGUGCCAAAAAAUUAUGCGUCGUGCAGACUGCUGCUGACGCGGCAUAGGUGGGUAUACGUUCUUGCCAGGUCCCGGAUGUCCGAAGCGCGCUUUUUCGCUGCUGUACUUCGAUGUAGGGUAUAUCAAACACGCAAGAUAUUUCUCUCGAGCUAGUAUCCCGUAAUCAGUAGGGUUGGGGACUGGACCAGUAGAUACAGUAUUCCGUACUGACAGUUUCCUCCUUGGACCGGCACGUCCCACAUUAUGCCUCCUGAACCACACAUGGAAACCACCACAGUGCGCGGCAUGCGAUGAGAGAGAAGUGCAGGCACGAAGCAUACACGCCGGCGAUCGAGGGGAGGUGCAACUGUGCGCUCGAUGGACGAACUUGUCACUAUAAGAGCAGCGAUGUGCUUGCUCUUUGUGUCACCAUAUAUGUUUGCUCACGAAGUUUCUUUUUGGUGGAGGUCGGUCAAGUAGUGAGUAGGUUGGUGGAGCUACGGCAGAGUGGUACUCGCUUGUACGGGUGGAUCGCAAAAUAAUGUGACUUUCUUUCGUGGCUUUCAGCCGGGAUGUAUUGUUGAAGGAAAGUGAGCACCAUGAAAAAAAAUGGCAACCAUCUUGAGAAGGUGUUCAAGGUGAUAGUUUGGAC
Ectocarpus sp. CCAP 1310/34 is the source of this 2913-nucleotide messenger RNA. The record is from the annotation of a GenBank genome assembly. Lineage: Eukaryota; Phaeophyceae; Ectocarpales; Ectocarpaceae.